AUGUCUAGACGAAAGUCGCAUGCGUGUUUCCAGGGAAUUGAGUGGAAGGGUCAACGAGCCGGCCAUCACAUUCGGAUUGUCAAAUCGAUCCAUUCCAAAUUUGACGAACUUGAUGAAUACGUUUUUGUCGUUCGACAGAGGACAGAUAAGACGACCCAGAAGACAACGUCCUACCUGGAUAUCAAGUCUACAUUUCUGCGGGAUAUCCUAAGAGAGGCCUGCCAUGACGUCCGCGGGAUCUCCCUGGCCGAGAAUACACCAUCGAUUGAGCGGGAUGCCGCCUUCCAUGUCCGCAAAGAUCUCCAGCAAUACCAACAGCGUCUUGCUGGCGAAGGCGAGGAAACUAUGGCCGAGAAACAUUUGGGUCUGUUUAUGCGGUAUCUUGAAACGGCUUUUAAGCCAAUCGACGAUCGUCUGUCUGUUCUCUUUGCGAGGAACGAGAUUACAUACGACCUGCUAUGGGCUUUAUUCAAGCCCAACGCAGAGGUAUACACAAGCUGCCGAGGGACCAAUGUGCCGAGAUGCGUCCUAUUCAACCAUCUGGAGGAAAGGACAGACGUGAGCGGCUCGAAAUUCAUCCGUCUUGAGACCCGAUACCUAGGCUCCGACGGAGAAUCCCUUGGCGAGGUCACAACAAGCAGCUCAAUUGCUGUCUUCCGCGGUGCUAUGCGGAUUGAGCUUCUCCCGGCGUAUCCUCUGCAGUAUCACCCCGAAGUAAAGGAGAUCCGCAGCCAGCUGGUGGAAUGUGGCCGCAAGUUCGUAUCUUUGCUUGGCAUUCACCAUCGACGGUACACAGGCAGAGCCUUACUGGUAUGGGACAAUCGCAUCGAGUCAUGUCACGGGAUUUCAAGUGCAAAGUGA
This is a messenger RNA of Pseudomassariella vexata, 861 nucleotides long. RefSeq lists its product as uncharacterized. The record is from RefSeq and is a predicted model, not a curated record. NCBI's taxonomy places the organism in Eukaryota, Fungi, Ascomycota, Sordariomycetes, Amphisphaeriales, Pseudomassariaceae. The transcript has 4 exons. Bases 1 to 861 code for a protein of 286 amino acids.